This is a messenger RNA of Aplysia californica (California sea hare), 3678 nucleotides long. RefSeq lists its product as uncharacterized. The record is from RefSeq and is a predicted model, not a curated record. Gene Ontology annotation, molecular function: cytokine activity; growth factor activity. Gene Ontology annotation, biological process: SMAD protein signal transduction; BMP signaling pathway. The coding region runs from base 586 to 2193 and encodes 535 amino acids. Gene Ontology annotation, cellular component: extracellular region. The transcript has 3 exons. Lineage: Eukaryota; Metazoa; Mollusca; Gastropoda; Aplysiida; Aplysiidae.
GAAAAAAAAUCUUUAAUGAAAUGAUAAAAACAAUGGUAGUUAUUCAAUUCAUCACUUUUUGCGCUCCCUGAAAGAAAACUAAAAUCUAGAAUCUAGAUCUAGAUCUAGAUCUAGAUCUAGAUCUAGAUCACGAGAGAGAAAUCUUCAGGUCAUACCGCUACUGUGAUCAAGGUCAGAUUUGUUUCUGUGGCAGGAUAUUUGAGAUCAGUUUUCCAAAGUCGAGACACACCGGAGAAAUGCUUUUGAAGACUGAAUUAUUUGACAUCAGACACGGGUUUCUAAUACCACUAAAGAAGACACUAAAAAGCAACAGACGACAAGACCAGGGAUAUCUACGUCUUUCCACUUUUUGGAGUUGUGAAAACUCAUGAAUGCAUUUUUAGCUUAUAAAUUCUACGACAUCACUGCUUCUUCUAAAAUACUCUGGUCUCAAAAACAACGUCCGACCCUUUGGACAUCAGUUGUUAAGGUAAAGGUACAAUAAGAAACCCAUAAAAACCAGACGAAAAACAGACUUUGUGGUCACCUACUUCAUUGAGCCAAUAUUACUAGAACGCUCUACGCUAGGAUCUAAGCGUGACGAAAAUGCAGUCUCGCCUAGGAAGAACCUCGACAAAGUACUUCCACCUUCUCUCAGCCCUCCUCCCUUGCCUACUCUUCCUUGCCCCAGUUUGUCAUGUGACUCACGCCAAAGCUAUCCCAGCGUACCCUCAGCUGAGAACACCGGUAACAAACAGGAGCCAAAAUGAAGUCAUCAAAUCUAACCUCUCCCCCGGAAGCGAAAGUGACUACAUUGUCUGGUCUCCCGACUAUGAAUCUUUAGUGGAAGCGUUCAAGGCCAAGAUUUUGAGUAAACUCGGAUUCGGCAAUAGUUAUCUGAAAAACUCAGGUAUUAGCAAGAUGCACAAAAUGUCCACUGGAGCAAAGCGAGAGAAGAUUAAAGAGUUUAUGAGACGGCUGAGACAAAAGCAAGGGGAGUCGGUGGGGACAGAGUCAGAAGUCAAGCCAGCAGACGAACAGGAAAAGAAAACGAUGAAAACAACGCUGUAUUACAGUAAGGAUCCAUCAACUCAAAUCUCAUUGUCUUCUAGUUCCGAAAUAGCACCGCUCAGAAUCCUCACUUUUCAAACUAAUCUCAAACACCCAGCUAAACCUUUCCACGAACUGUUCAUCACAUCUGCCACCUUGCACAUUCGCCUGCGUCAACGAAAAUGGCGUCUACAACAGCACGGCCAGACCUCUCUGACGUCUCAGCUGCGCGUGAACAUUUAUUGGCUCAACAACAGUGAAAGUGGCAUCCGUGCCGUAGAGGGUGACCCUGGGACCCUGUUGAAAUCAUUUAUCUUCCAGGACACGAACGAGCAGAAUGUAUCUUUAGACGUGACGUCUCUGCUGUCUCUAAGCAUUCCAGACUUUGAAGGCAACCAUCGAACAACUAACAUCGGACUGACAAUACAGGAGGUUAACACAGCUCCACAUGGCUCCUCUGAGACAGUUGAUAUGUUCGCAGAACAUAGCUCCGGGAACCAUCAACAGACACCAAGAGCAGCGUCUUCCAGUGAUAAUGAAAGCAAAUUUUCAAACUCUGAAAAGGACACCAUGAAUUCUGAUAAGGCUUGUGUUUUUCAACAUCUUAUUCCUGGUCAUGAGACGCCAAGUCCUGGACCAGUCUCUCAAGAAAUAUUUUGGACACAGAUGAGCAAAACUCUGAUUCCAGGACGCUCUGAUCAACAACAACAACAACCACAGCGGAAACAGCAGUACGAUUUAGGACAACAGUCCCACAGAAUAGACGUUGAUGCAUCACUGGAAGUGACACAUGGAUUUCGCGACCUGAGACAGCCAUCCCGGGAACGCCGCAGUGCUCCCAGCGAUGAGUGCAGUGACAAGCUGUGCUGUCGUCACACCAUCUACAUCUCCUUCACGGACAUCGGUUGGGACGACUGGGUCGUAUCACCCGAGGGGUUCCACGCCUUCUUUUGCCAAGGGGACUGCCCAGCAAAAUACAAGCCAGCGACUACAUUCUCCCAGAUCAAGGGCGAUCUUCACGCUAAUAACCCUGGUUUCAUCCCAGCACCCGUCUGUGCUGCGACCGGGUACAAUCCUUUAGCUUUGCUUUACAAAAACCCAGACGAUGAGCUGGAAUCUUCCGAACAAGAGGACAUGAUAGUCACGGGCUGUCGUUGCAGGUAGGGUUAAGGGGGGGGGGGAUGUGCGUCCCCACACUUUACACUACAGCUUUACGCUUGUGUGGAACCAGACUCGGGAUGCGUACAUUUGCAACAGGUAGUGCAAAUCCCACAAGAAACAGACGACCCACGACUUCGUGCGUUUAUUAUAAUCAGAGCAAAGCACAUAUUCAAGGCAUGGUAACUGUGCAAUAUACAAGUAAUCGUUGAUAUGUAAUGACAAGCAACUAGAAUCAUACAACUACUAAGUUUGUUAAUAUUAAUAAUACUAUGCAUCAUUAUUUAUAAUGGGAUUAAAUUACAACAACGGGUUCUACGGGAACUGUGACCAUGCAAUAAUAUUGAAAUACUAUUUUAUGACCAUCAUUGUUACAUUGCGUUUCUUUCAAUCCUCUCUCUCCUCUUUAAAAAAAUCGCCCGCUCAAAGUCCAUUUCCUUAGGCGAUCUUAGUGGAGACAGAACCACUAUCGCACUGCCGAACGGGUAUGUCACUAUAAGUUAAAUUUUAUGUCCACAUUCCGAAAAUAAGCUAAACGUGUGGGGGGGGGGGGGGGGGGGGGGUUCUGAAUGAGUCACAGCGACCCAGUACCGGCCUCAUAUUUGUUGGAAACCCGAACUAGUAAUCAACAUGAUUCAUAUUAUGGAGGGCAAAAGUUUACAUUUCCUGCCACAUGAAGGCGACGGUAUGAUAUGGAAUUGUUGUUCCGAUUUGUCAUGAACGUUUCAUGACUUAUUCUUUAGACUAGUUAGAACUGUUACAUCAUUAGAUUAUUGCCUGGUCUCUUUAAUUUGACAACUCCGUAUUGAUUCUACAUAUCUUUUGAACUUUUUUCUGUGUUUAAAGUUAAAGUAUUUCAAAUAAAAGUUUUGAUGAUUAAAAAAUGUAUUAGAACAUUUCUGGUGUUUGUCAUCUGAUCGUAUCCAAUAUUUUUCCUUCUGUUUAGUUUGACAAAGUGUUGCCGUUAUUUUUUAAGCCUUUCAAAAACACGGAAUGGAAAUAUUCAAAAUGUUGAUUGACCCUUGUUUCUGUUUAUUCCAUUACUAUAAAUGUGUUAUUAACAACAGAACGGCAAAUAUGCCUAUGUUGAUUAUAAAAUAACCACUCCUUCCCUUCCUUAAUUUGGGAACAUCGUCGCAGUCCUAUUGACUGAGUCAACAGAAAACAUGCAUUCAGGAUUUGUUUUCAUUCACAUUUUAGUAAUACCACUUUGAAUAAGAGGUUUUGUUAAUUAUGUUCUCGCUCUUUGUUUGGGAACCUUUCGUGUGUGGCCGUAUCUCAGUAUCUGGUUCUUUGUCCCACUUUGAAUACCCUGUCAAACGAGUCAGCCUUGCCCCUGUAGAUGAUCUAAGAAUUGUUUUGACUUUACUGUCGAUCCGACUUUUUCAAAUAAGCCAUUUUCGUCUCUGCAGCAGAUUACUACCUAAAAGUGUUAUAUAAAGAGGAAUUACACGUAAGCGCUGUAACAUUAAAUUUUUCUAUUGCGUUUGA